GCGUGUGCUGGAAUGCGAGCCGAGUACACUUCUGCGAGGGUUUGCCUGCGAAAUCUGAUCGAUUGGUCGGUGAAUUCACGGUUACUACUCCUCGGAGUGUGAGUGGCUGUACUCAUUGAGUGAGUGGAGCGAGCCACUAAAGAGAUCCCACCAUGGCUACUCAAAUGGUUAGCCAAGCAGGUGGCAGUGGCUUGUUUGGCAACAAUGGCAAUUAUGGAAUUUCACUGGAUGGGGAUAUGUACGGGUUACAUGAUCUUUCUAAAGCUGAUAUGGCAGCCCCUCGGUUGAUUAUGCUGGCCAAUGUGGCUCUAACCGGGGAGGUUAGUGGCAACUGUUGUGACUACAUGAUGGAAGAAGAAAGGCAAAUGGCAGAGCUAACAACUGUCAAUGACAAUAGUUUCUCGGACAGUGAAGGGGAAAGGAUGGAAGAGUCCCACAAUGUGGACCUUGACUCCAGUGUAUUUCAUAUCAUUGAGGUGGAACCCCCUGAAAGCCAGAAAGAAACUGCAUGUGAUACUGAAUUAACUGUUCCAUCUAGUCCAGUAAAUACGGAUCCAGAAAAAGAUGCAGAAACUCCUGCUGUUACAGAAGACAAAAAUAAGUGCCUCAAAAGUAAACCUUUUAGGUGCAAACCUUGUCAGUACAGGGCAGAAAACGAGGAAGAGUUUGUUCUUCAUAUCAAGUCACACAGUGCAAAGCCUUUUAUUGAUAAUGAAUCUCCGAAAAACACAGAGACAAAGGAAUCCGAUUCUUCUAUACCAGAGGAAGCUGAUUUCUCCAAAGGACCUAUACGAUGUGAUCGGUGUGGCUACAAUACUAACCGAUUUGAUCACUAUCUGGCUCAUUUGAAGCACCACAACAAAGUUGGUGAAAACGAGAGGGUGUACAAGUGCACCAUAUGCACCUAUACUACGGUCAGCGAAUACCACUGGAAGAAACACCUGCGUAAUCACUUUCCAAGGAUCGUCUAUACGUGUUCGCAAUGUUCGUAUUUUUCAGACCGCAAAAAUAAUUAUAUUCAGCAUAUAAGGACCCAUACAGGAGAACGGCCUUAUCAAUGCAUCAUGUGUCCUUACUCAAGUUCACAAAAAACCCACCUGACAAGACAUAUGAGGACACAUUCAGGUGAGAAGCCUUUCAAGUGUGAACAGUGCAGUUAUGUUGCAUCAAAUCAGCAUGAAGUAACACGCCAUGCAAGACAGGUCCACAACGGGCCAAAACCUUUAACGUGUCCACACUGCAAGUACAAGACUGCUGAUCGAAGCAACUUCAAAAAGCACGUAGAAUUACACGUCAACCCUCGGCAGUUUUUGUGCCCUGUGUGUGAUUACGCAGCAUCCAAGAAAUGUAACCUUCAGUAUCACAUCAAAUCCAGACACUCUGGAUGUUCUGAUAUUACAAUGGAUGUGUCCAAAGUGAAACUAAGAACAAAAAAAGGGGAAGUAGCCGUAUUUGACAUUACUGCAAUAGACGUGCAAGAUGACAAUGAAUAUGCAAAAGAAAAUGAAUCUGAAGUAAAGAAACCUGAAAAGAGUGUGAAAGUAGAAAAAAAAGAGAGUGUGAAACCUAAGAAGCAGAUUCCUGAUCCUGUGAUUGCGCAGGUCACUAGAAGUAGCCGCAGGUCCGUUUCACAGCCUAAGCCUGAUGGCAAUGAAGUUAGCGCUGAGAUACCUUCAAAGGUUAAAUGUGGCAAAAGGAAGGCAACCGUUGCACCUGAAAAUCAGUCUAACACCAGUGAUGCAGAAACUAUCAAUAUAAAGAAAAGGAAACUGGUACAAAAAAACAAGGGCUCACAAGUAGCAGUAGUUACAAAGACAUUAAAAAGUAAAAAAACACAUAAAAUGAAACGACGCAUGAAAACAAAUAAGAAAAACAAACUUUCCAUCAAGAAUGACAAAAAGAAAGCCAUCGAACAAGGCAAGAGAAAGAAACUGAAGAUGAAAUCUAAAAAAGCAGUUUCAGAUAAAAAUGUGGGAAAAGAAAACUCUCCAAAAAAGAAAACCCAGGUCAAUGAUACUGGCUCUACUUUGACAACGUGUACUGGAAAAACAUCUGUCCAGGAGUGUGCAGAAGGGGAGGAGGAUGUUUCAAUUCCAACUGCAGAUCCUCAGGAGAAUAAAGAAGUACAAACGGAAUGUAAAAUAAAUGAUAGUGUAAUAGUUAAUGUACCCACUUGCAACAGCAAUGCUUCUUUGCAUUUGCCUACUCAAGAUAUAAAUGUGUCGAAUGAGUUACCAAUUGAGAAUGAUAAAAAUGCUGCUAGCCUAGAUGUUGUGACUCCUAGCAACAUUGCAGUUGAAGCAGAGUCCAACUUCCAAACACCAAGUGACCAGGACUCUGAAAGUGUGCAAGUGAAUGAGUCCUCCGAGAGUUUUAAUUGCCAAGGCACGCCACUUGUUAAAGUUUUAGACUCUAAUGAAGCACCCACAAUGAACUACUGUCCUUCUGAUACCUCAGAAAAUGCUUGCACUGUGGAAAAAAGUGAGGAACCACAAGAACAAAAUGAAUUGGAAAAGGAUGACAAGUUAGAAAUAGGCAAGGAAAAUGAAGGACAUGAAAUGUCCGACAAGUCUUGCAGUUUAGAUGCAAAGGAGUUGCUCGAAGUCCAACAGAGGCCAGAAGAGGUUUGCAGUUUUGUUCAAGAAGAUAAGAAUCUGGAAGGGGAGGACAAAUCAGAACAUACUUCCAAUGUACAAAUGAAUGAGGACCUAGGACAGGAGAUAUCAGAACAAACCUCUGAUUUUCAAAGAAGUAAUGAUUCAUCACAAGAAAUAUCAGAAAACCCUUGCAAUGUAGAAAUAUGUAUGGAACCCAUCGAGCUGGACAAACCAAAAAUAAAUGCGGAAUCGCCAAAACCAGAAGAAUCCAUUGGAACCCAGAAUUUGCUAGUAGAAUGUUGUACUAAGAGUGUGAAUGACUGUGAACCAAAAGAGAUUCAGGUCUCUCCGUGCGAUGUUUCCAGCAAUGAAUCGCUUGAUACUGAGGAAGAUGAAGGAAUACAUAGUCAUGAUGGCAGUGAUAUAAGUGACAAUGUAUCAGAAAGAAGUGAUGACUCUGGAUUAAAUGGCGUGCCAUCUGUGCAAGAACAGCCAGAACCUAAGUCUACUGUAGAACCGAGUGCUUCCAAAAGUAAUGUUGCAAGCGAAAACUUUGUAUGUAUCUUCUGUGAUCGUGCUUUCAGGAAAGAAGAAGAAUAUACAAAGCAUCUAAAACGUCAUUUGGUUAAUGUAUAUUAUAUUGAGAAAGCCGCACAAGGUCAAGUGUAAAGACAAAGCAAUGUUAGUCUGUUCUUUUUGUUUUUCGUUUUAAAUUUAUAUAUUUUAUUCUUUCCAUUACUUUUUUUUUUACCCUGCAAUUUGGGUGCCAUGUUUCACUUGGACUACAUUAGCAUUCAUCAUAAUCUCCUUUUUAGUACUUCAUCAAUGCAACAAUAUACUGGCAUUUUUCUCUUUUCUUUUAAUAUUUUACCACCGUACGAACCUAUUUCAGCAAUUUUUGGACAGUUAUUCAAAUGGAACCAUUUCAAUGAAUUGCUUUACAUGUUCUCCUUUUUGGACUCUUUAAUUACAUUUACAGUAAAAACAACUCUGCUGCUUUAAUGUAGCCAUUCAAAACAAACCUUUUUUAAAUUAAUCAACAUACAUGUAUAUAGAAGGAGUGUGU
This is a messenger RNA of Pelobates fuscus (common spadefoot toad), 3663 nucleotides long. It is a transcript of the gene REST, whose product is annotated as RE1 silencing transcription factor. Gene Ontology annotation, biological process: positive regulation of transcription by RNA polymerase II. Lineage: Eukaryota; Metazoa; Chordata; Amphibia; Anura; Pelobatidae. The coding region runs from base 153 to 3266 and encodes 1037 amino acids. The record is from RefSeq and is a predicted model, not a curated record. The transcript has 4 exons. Gene Ontology annotation, cellular component: nucleus.